AUGGAAGUGGUAGCAUGGAUAGCUGUAUGCAAAUUUAAUUGUAAUCUCGAAGGUGGUUUUGUUCGUGAUUGGAUCGUAGCCAACGAACGAGUUCGCCCUGCACCAGAAAUUCAACCUUCGAAUUGGGUCCAAUUCGAUGCGCUAACAGAACAAGUUCAUAAUUCUGAACUGGAUAUUGUCUACGCAUCAAUGAAAAAAAUAAUUAUCAAUGCAUGUCCGGAUCAUAACCCGAAUGAACAGUUUUUGUUUCACGGUAUACACACCGAUAAAGCGAAGAAAAUUAUGGAACAAGGGUUUGAUUAUGGUUUAUUCAAGACUCAUGGUCAAUUGGGUAAUGGUGCUUAUUUUGCUGACAAUGCACAGAAGUCUCAUGAGUCAAACAAUCAUCAUGAACCAUAUGGAUAA
Adineta steineri is the source of this 405-nucleotide messenger RNA. NCBI's taxonomy places the organism in Eukaryota, Metazoa, Rotifera, Eurotatoria, Adinetida, Adinetidae. The record is from the annotation of a GenBank genome assembly.